AGUAUGGCUGUUUCUUGAUCUACUCCUGUCACCAGAUCAACAGUGGGGUUAAACAGCUUGGAUGAGACUUUUUUUUUUUUUUGUGGUAGAACUUUAAGGAAUCCUAGCAUUGCUCGCCAUGAAGAAGGAUCUCUCCAUUGUCAAGUGCCUGCAAGAUCGCCAAAGAAGAGACCCGAGCUCCUGCAGACUCUGAAGGGUAACAGCGGUGGGAGAAGCGCUGACCGCGGUAGCCAGGCGCUCCAGAACUCUUUCAGCCCGAGGAAAAGAGGGCUCUCCUUCUCUGAAAGGGACAAUGCCGAGCGGCUCGCCCUGGACGGCUGUGAGAGAAGGCAGCCGGCCGAAGCGGCUUCCCCCAUUGUAAAGCCGCUCAAGCGCUGUCUCCGCUCCGAGGCCCGGAGGAGCUCCGAGGAAAAGUCCUCCCCCAAAGCUGACAAGGAGGGGUCUCCAGAGCGGACUCACUCCCUAGUGGACAAUGGUGCCGAUGCCCAGGGGGCUAAGCAAGCUUGUCGAUGCCUUUUACUGGAUGAUUGUGAGAAAAGGGAAAUUAAAAAGGCAAACUCCAGUGGGGAAGGGUCCCCGGAAGCCGCCAUUGCCCCAGAGGCGGCCGGCUAUGAGGCUUUAAACUUGGUGGACAACAGUGACUCUACUCUUCUCCACUGCGAUGACUGUCUGCUUCAUGAUGCGAGCUGGAGACAGAGCCUUCCCGCCUCCUGGGUGUUGCAGGAACAGCUCAUGGCUGACAAUGGGGAUCCCGGUGCCUGCCUGCCAGAGAGUAGGAAAGAGGAGAGCACUGUAGACCAGAAUGUGCCUUGCACAGAGUCACCAGGCCAGGCCAAGCCAGAGAAGCACAGCCUAGGAGCUGCCGGCCCGUGCGAGGAGCAGGUCGGUGAGCUGGCUCCAGCCGAGCCAACCCCGCUUCCCCUCCCAGAAAGCCAGCCGUCUUUAAGGGACUCUGAGGAAGAGGUCGACAUGGUAGGAGAGUGCUCUUCCAAGGAGCAGCUGGCGCAUGAGAACCCCAACUGUGCUGCGAGGGUCGGUCGUACCAGGGCUCCUGUCUCAGGAGAGCCCGCACCCGCUCCUUCCCCGGACUGUGUUUCCACUGCCCUGAGCUCUCUGUCCCAACCCCAAGGGUACCGCUACACGCUGAGAACGUCCCCUCGGAGGGCUGACCCGAGCAAAGGCAGUCUCACCCAAAAUAACUCUCCUUGUAGAGAAAAUGGACAAAUGGAUGAGGACCAGCUCAGCCCCACAGAAACGACUGUCCUCCUUAGUGUUCAUGCCAACGGCUCUCCCACAGACUCUGAGGAGGCCGUCCUGACUGGCAAGGGGAUGAGCCAGGACCCGGGAUCGCCCCCCUCGGAGGCCAGGAUUCCUCCCGGCUAUGGGGCACCUGCCAAAGAGAGCGCAGCCCUGAGAGUGCCAGAGGACAACGAGGAGGAGCCUGACGUGUAUUACUUUGAGUCAGACCAUGUGGCAUUGAAACACAACAAAGAUUAUCAGAGACUGUUACAGACCAUCGCCAUGCUCGAGGCCCAGCGCACUCAAGCGGUCCAAGACCUUGAAAGUUUAGGCAGACACCAGAGAGAAGCCCUGAAAAAUCCCAUUGGAUUUGUGGGAAAACUCCAGAAGAAGACUGAUAUAGGGCUUCCAUUUCCACAGAGAGUUGUCCAAUUGCCAGAGAUUGCAUGGGACCAAUAUACUAACAGCUUCGGGAACUUCGAGAGGAAGUUUAAGAACCGCAAGCGCCAUAGGAGAAGGGUGAAGUUGGUUUUUGAUAAAGUAGGUUUACCGGCCAGACCAAACAGUCCCUUGGGUCCAAAAAGGGAUGGGGAGACCUUUUCCUAUGCUGUGUUGCCUUUAAGUGACGGUCCAGAAGGUUCAAACAGCCGUCCGCAGAUGAUAAGGGGACGCCUCUGCGACAAGACCAAACCAGAGACGUUUAAUCAGCUCUGGACUGUGGAGGAACAGAAAAAGCUAGAGCAGCUCCUCCUGAAGUACCCUACGGAGCAGGUGGAAUCUCGGCGCUGGCAAAAGAUAGCCAAUGAGCUGGGCAACCGGACGGCCAAGCAGGUGGCCAGCCGUGUGCAGAAGUACUUCAUCAAGCUGACUAAAGCCGGCAUCCCGGUCCCAGGCAGGACGCCCAACCUGUACAUGAACUCCAAAAAGUCUUCGACAAGCCUGCGACAGCACCCCCUUAAUAAGCAUCUCUUCAAGCCUUCCACUUUCAUGACUUCCCACGAACCUCCAGUGUACAUGGAGGAGGGCGACAACGGGGCCAGUUUCCACAGACACACAGACCCUGCAGCAGAGGAAGCCUCUGAGGAAGAAAGCAUCCCUAUCUCCCACCCUGAGUUCCCCGAGUACAAGGAGCUGCUGGAGCUCAAGAAACUCAAGAAGCAGAAGCUCCAGCAGCAGGCUGAGAGCGGCUUUGUAGAGCACUCAGGCUUCAAGUGUGAUAACUGCGGCAUGGAGCCCAUUCAGGGCAUUCGGUGGCACUGCCAGGAUUGCCCCCAAGACGUGUCCCUGGACUUCUGUGACUCUUGUUCCGACUGCCUCCACGAGACCGACCUCCACAAGGAGGACCACCGGCUGGAGCCAGUCUACCGAGCAGGGACUUUCUUAGACAGAGAUUACUGCCUGUCACAGGGUGCCAGCUAUAGCUACCUGGACCCCAACUACUUCCCGGCCAACAGAUGACAUGGGGGACCCCCUGGGCCAUGCGCCCCUUCCAUACCCAGAUACAGACACUCCUGCCAUGACCUCCCCCAAGGGGUCCUCGCAACAGGUGGUCAUCCCGGGUGGGGCCCCCUAGAGGGGAACCCCUAGAACAGGCCUCUAGAAGAAAGGAGCCGGAGCUCUGGGGGGCCUCCCACCUCGGCCUCAAUGAAGCACUGCCCGAGGCCCCGCAGAGGAGGCAAUGUUGUCUCCUCCUGAACCUGCUCUGGGUGUGUGUGAUCCAAUCGUCCCUAAGAUCUAUUUUUGAUGUCCUGUUCUCUGAGCUGAUCAUGUGAUGUGUACAAACCAUGGUGAAAAGUGCCAGUGCUAGUGCUGGUGUCUGUGUCGACUCCUCCCAACCCGGCCUAGCUGCCCCUUUUGUAGUCGCCCCAGAGCCAUGACAGAGUGUAUUCAUAUUACUAUUUAAACAGGUGAUUAAACUUGUCUGGCCGAAGUGCCCCAGGGUCAGGGGCUUCCUUUUCUAUUGCUGGACUGGGUCGUUCC
Molecule: messenger RNA, 3219 nt
Organism: Monodelphis domestica (gray short-tailed opossum)
Lineage: Eukaryota; Metazoa; Chordata; Mammalia; Didelphimorphia; Didelphidae
Source: RefSeq, a predicted model, not a curated record